Messenger RNA from Leishmania mexicana MHOM/GT/2001/U1103, 1533 nucleotides. RefSeq names its product putative DNAJ domain protein. The transcript has a single exon. The record is from RefSeq and is a predicted model, not a curated record. Bases 1 to 1533 code for a protein of 510 amino acids. Gene Ontology annotation, molecular function: protein binding. Lineage: Eukaryota; Euglenozoa; Kinetoplastea; Trypanosomatida; Trypanosomatidae.
AUGACACAGGACGAAGCGCCCGCCGCAAGUUCUAGCGGCAAGGGCAACUGGGAGACCCUGAAGGAGCAGGGCAAUCAGGCGUUCAAGUCGAACGCAUUUGCAGAGGCGAUUCAGCACUAUAGCGCCGCCAUCGAGGCCCAUCCAGAUGAACCGGUGCUCUACUCGAACCGCAGUGCGGCAUACUUGAAGAGGGGGCAGUACCAAGAAGCCGCUCACGAUGCGGAGAAGGCGGUGACGAUGGAUAGAACAUUUGCGAAGGCGUAUUCGCGGUUGCACAGCGCAUUAUGUAAUCUAGGCUUGUUUGACCGCGCCUCGGAGGCGCUGAAGGCAGGUCUGAAGGCCAUGUCGACGUCGCCAAAGGCCACGCCACAGGACAUGAAGCACCUCAGGGAGUUGUUGAAUGGUGCGGAGCAGGCCAGCAGAGUUGUGCCACGCGGGCGGCAGCUGAUAGAGACCGGCUGUUUUGCAGAGGCGAGCCGCACACUCGCCGGCCCGUAUCGCGACUUUCCCGGCUCUUCGACACUGGCGUUUCUCUACGCAGAGGCGCACGCGCCCUCAUCGCCGGAUGAGGCAUCCAGAGUUCUCUCCCCCUUCGCGUACACGCACAGCUCUGACCCUUACUACCUCUAUCUGCGUGCACUGGUGCUAUACUACCGCGGUCAGGAGGGCUUCUCCAGCGCGCAGAAUAUUUUGCGAGAGACGCUGCAGAUGGACCCCGACAACACCAAGGCGCGUAUCUUGCUCAAGCGAAUCCGUGCUGUUGAGUCACACAAAGACGCCGGCAAUGUCGCCUUCAAGAACAAGAACGCCAAGGUGGCCGUGGACGAGUACACGCAGGCGGUCGAGUGCGACCCGACCAACGCCCGCAUGAAUGCUACGCUGCGCAGCAACCGGGCAGCGGCGAAGAUGGACUUGAACGACUACAAAGGCGCUCUCCUCGACUGCGACUACGCCAUCAGCAACGGCGCCACUUCUGCGAAAAUCUACGCUCGUCGUAGCCGCAUUCAAGAGCAGCUGGAGAACUUCGAUGAGGCGGUGCGGGACAUGCAGCAGGCCGCCGAGGAGGAUAACCAGUUUGUAGCGGAGCUGCGCCAGCUGAAGGCGCGCGCCAAGCGUGCGAAGCGCAAGGACUACUACAAAAUACUCGGUCUGCCUCAGCACGAGUCCAACCAAGAUGCUAUCAAGCGGGCUUACAAGAAAGCGUGUUUGCAGUGGCACCCAGACAAGUGGGCGCACGCAAGCGAAGAGGAGAAGUCGCAUGCGGAGACGCAGUUCAAGGAGAUUGGUGAGGCCUUUGGCGUCCUGUCUGAUCCAAAGAAGAAGCGCAUGUAUGACUCAGGUCAGAUGGACAAUGACGUGGAGGGGGCCAACAUGCCAAGCGGCUUUGGCGGCGGCGCGAGCCAGGAGGAUAUUGUCACUGUGAUGAACAUGAUGUUUGGCGGCGGUGGCUUCCAGACGAACAGCUUCCCAGGUGCCUUUGAAAGCGCAGGCAAUGGUCGCCGUCGCCCCCGCGGCGGUCCGGGCUUCUUUUGA